CGUGCGCCGCGCGCCCCCUGGUGGCGCGGCGUGAGGGGCCGGGGCCGCCAUGGUGGCGCGGGCGCUGUGGGCGCUGCUGGCGGCGCUGCGGGCGGGCUGGUGCCUCCUGCCGCAGAGCGGGUACCUGCACCCCGACGAGUUCUUCCAGGCACCCGAGGUCAUGGCAGGAGAUAUUUUAAAUCUACAGGUCUAUUAUCCAUGGGAGUUCCUUUCCAACUCUCCUUGCAGAACAGUUGUUUUCCCAUUAAUGACAUCAGGAGUUACAUACUGGGUGAUCAAGUCUUUGCAGCAGUUGGACAUAUGUUCAAGUUGCAUCAACAGCUACACUCUCCUUGUAUCUCCUCGCCUGCUCUUUACAAUCUUUUCUUUCAUACUCGACUAUAGCGUUUAUCGAUUGGCCCCUUUCUGGGGAGCAGAUCCGUGGAAAGCGCUGGUACUUCUUGCUGGAUCCUAUGUCACGCUGGUGUUUUAUACAAGAACGUUUACAAACACGCUCGAAGGACUUCUCUUUGCUCUUCUCAUGGUACUGGUUUCUUCAAGGAAGUCCAGUGGCUCAGCAGAGCCUACAAGCAGCUCUCUCAUAGGUGUCUUAACAACUGCUGGGUUUUUCAACAGGCCAACCUUUCUGGCAUUUGCUCUAAUGCCCCUGCUUUAUUGGGCUGGUUUAAUUGUUGACUCUCAAAAGAGCAUUAAAACUCUCAUAAACAACUUCUUGAAGUUUAUCCUAUGUGCAUGUUUUACCGCUUUUGUCUUCAUAACUGCUGACACCUUCUAUUUUACCUCCGUGAGCUUAGACAACCUCUACAGCACUAACAAGAGCAGCCUGCUUGAUGUAAUCGUUCAAUUACAUGACAAAAUGAUAGUAACCCCCUUCAAUUUUCUCAGCUAUAAUCUUAAUCCUCAUAAUCUUGCACUGCAUGGAAGUCACCCACGAGUUACACAUUUUACAGUCAAUGGAGUAAUGCUGUUUGGUAUCUUACAUAUUCUGGCCGUCAGUGCUGGCUUUAAAAUGCUAAAGAAAUAUGUCCAUCAGUUAAUGCUGGUCAGAUGGUGUUGCCGUGGGCUGCCUGGGCUCUUGGUGCAUUCUGAGGGCAGUCCAACGUUGCUGCUGUUUUAUUUUGUUCCUUUGGCAUUUCUCUCCCUGUUCAGCCACCAGGAGCCUCGGUUUCUCAUCCCUCUCAUCCUGCCGUUGGUCCUGUUCAGCGCGUCACCGAACAGAGCUGUGAAAUGGAAGCCCCUCAUUGUUCUGUUCAACCUUCUGGGGGCACUUCUCUUCGGGUGCUUACACCAGGGAGGGCUCAUUCCCUGUUUGUUUCACUUGGAGCAGCUCAUCCAUUCUCCAGCGUCCUCAAGCCAUCCACGGCACUACACUCUGCUCUUUGCACACACCUACAUGCCUCCAAGGUCUCUGCUCAAUAUCAAGAAGACAGAUGUGCAUGUGGAAGUCAUUGACAUGGCUGGGGCUGGAGAAGAAACCCUCUGCCAGACAGUAGAGGAGCGAGCAAGCAAUUUUACCUGCAGCGACUGUCACAUCUUUAUUAUAAUCCCUGGUACUGUCAGAACCACAAUUACAAAAUGUGGUGUCUCAUUCAAGAACGAGACUUUGAUAUUUCCUCACUUAUCAAUGGAAGACCCACCACAAAUACCUGUCCUAUCCAGUGGAAAUUGGAGGAGUCAGUUAGGACUUUACAUCCUUGAGCUAAACAGAUUAUCAGAGCCUUUAGAUUUUAGGAGAACAAAGUUCUAGUCUUUUACUUACUUUGGGAGCUGUCUGAUGGUGGUGUGAGACCUUCCUCUUUCAUACCCCGCCCUUUCAGCAUCAGCAGUGGCACUGGGAGCUUUCCCACAUCUCUUUAUUCACAUUCCUCACACUGUUAGGGUAGCCAGUUCUGGACAGAACCUGCUUAAGAUUUGACUUACUCAGCCCUAUGGUAUUUUAUAUGAACUUUUGUACUUCUCCUGAUGAGAGAGGAUGAAACCAGAGCCCACCAAAACUGUGAUUGAAACUUAGCUGUUUCCAUGUGAGAUUUAUUUUUGAAAGCUCUAAUAAUCUGACAGGGUUUGGGGACUGUAGGGUGUUUACUGAUAAUAGGCAUUAAGUCAGCUGCUGGAGAGAGGUUACAGGGUUAGACAAAAGCUGGUCUGACUCAGUAAUCUUUUAUGUUAUGUUCUUAAAAAUUCAUUAGACCAGACUGCAGUCAUUACUGCUUUGGGUGGGUCCGUCUUGAAAAAUCCCCAGCACUGAUCUGGCAGAAUCUGAUUUAGAACGUGGAGGAUGCUUCAGCCUAAGUGCUUGUGCUAAAUCCUAAAAUCCAAGCUUUGCUUGUUUAGCCUUCCUUGCCACAGUUCCAUCCUCGUGAACGUGCUACCCACGUACCGCCCGGGGCAGCUCGGGAGGGCAGCACCGUGAUGGCAUUAAGCGUGCGCGGUGUUCCGCGGCUGCAGCUCGGGCACUCCUUCCCUGGCGCGCUCCCGCCGCUCGUCUCGCAGCUGUCGCGGCUCUUGUCACGAUUGUCACCCCGGCAGAGCGCGCGGGAGGUCCUGCGGGAGCUGGAUCGAGGAGCUGCGCAGACAGAAAGCGGGUAACUGGGAGGGAUUUGAUCCUUCGUGCCACUGGGCCAGAUGUAUCUCUGGAGGGGCUCAGCACAGGUCAGAGAUGCCCCGGUCCUGCUGCCGUGCAGGGAGGGCAGCCUCGCGGGAGGAGCCGCAUCCCUUGCGCCCCCUCCCCGUGCACUAAGUGCUCCCCGUUAAAUCAGCUCAGUGGGAAGGACAGCUCCUAUCCUGGCUUUCCACUGGAGAGCAGUCUCCUUUUGAACUGGACACCAACAACUGGGCUUCAGCUGACAAUGAUGUAUAUGCUCAAUAGCACAGCAUGAAUUACAAUAUUUGGUUUUGUCUACGUGAACUUCUGGAUCCAAAACAACCUGACUUGGCACAUGCAUUGGAGAUCAAGCCUCUCUCUCUGAAACAAAUCUGACACUUGAAUUAUUUCUGCUCACAAAGGUGGUAAUGCUUUUGGCAGUUCUUCACCCACACAACCUUAUGUAAGGUCUUAAGAGCCAGGCUUUCUACAGAGACAAGAAUAAUACAGGUUGAUGCCAGGCUCUAAGGAGAAUCUAGGAAAAAAGAAUGUAUGAAUGAUUUGCCUGUAUUUUCCAACCUAUAGGUAUGACCUAGAUGUUAGGGAACAUAGCUCUCGCUCUCUUGUAAAGCAUUUUGUCUUUUGUUGCCUAUAUGUUCAUCCCACAUCCUUCACUCUUCACUGCUGGCCUGCCUGUAAAUUAAAGGCUUGUGUUUGGGGGGAGGCAGGGGGAGAGAAGGUGCCUGUUUUUGUACUGGUGACUCACAAAGUAGUGUGAGUAGUUGGGAAAGCAUUGUGACAGCAACUGUAUUUUCCAAGUUAAUUUUCUUUUUGCUGUCUUACACUGGGUGAUACAACCAUGUGCCACAGCUGGUACUCCAUGUCCUGCUUCCCAUUUUCAGCUUUCUUAAACAACUUAAAUCUUGAACAUUAUUUUCAUGAAACUUACGAAUUCUGGCAGUCUGAGUGGGGUACAUCUUGAAACUCUUGGGGGAUGUAAUGGAGCACCAUUCCCAUAGGAUGAUGACUUCUCUACCACUGCACAGGUAACCUGCAGAAAGCCAGCAA
This is a messenger RNA of Pyrgilauda ruficollis (rufous-necked snowfinch), 3649 nucleotides long. It is a transcript of the gene PIGZ, whose product is annotated as phosphatidylinositol glycan anchor biosynthesis class Z. The transcript has 2 exons. Gene Ontology annotation, cellular component: endoplasmic reticulum membrane. Gene Ontology annotation, biological process: GPI anchor biosynthetic process. Lineage: Eukaryota; Metazoa; Chordata; Aves; Passeriformes; Passeridae. The record is from RefSeq and is a predicted model, not a curated record. Gene Ontology annotation, molecular function: alpha-1,2-mannosyltransferase activity. The coding region runs from base 50 to 1747 and encodes 565 amino acids.